Molecule: messenger RNA, 1029 nt
Organism: Colletotrichum paranaense
Lineage: Eukaryota; Fungi; Ascomycota; Sordariomycetes; Glomerellales; Glomerellaceae
Exons: 2
Coding region: 1-1029 (342 amino acids)
Source: RefSeq, a predicted model, not a curated record
AUGGGACGUCUAAGCAGCGGCUACUGGGCACUAUUGCUCGGAGCCACCUCCGCCGUGAGGUUCGACAUCGUACCCGAUACCACAGGUAUAGACAGUCUCGGGUCGAACUUGCCAACUCUCUACUCUUUCCAGGAGUCUCAAUUGGCCUCUGAACAAACAAACUCCUACUGGGCAGCAUCUUUCGUCACAGCUUCCAAUGACCACCAAUAUGUAAUUAUGUCACAGCAAGUGCCAACCGGUAACGGUCAGAGUGUCUUCCAGUCUUCAAUCCUGGAUCUCGAAUACACCAGCAACUACUGGCUCACGGGUGGCCUCGCGCCGCUGCAGAGAAACCUGACGAUCAAGAACGGCCUGCUCGACAUUGAAGUCGACGGUUCUGCCUUCAAGAGCACUUCUAAUGACAGCUUCUCGUCAUUGAACACGUGGGGUAAGUACGACACGUACGCAUUCAACCUCACUUUUGACGCCUCCUCGCCCGUCAUACUCAACGGCGGCGUCGGUCGCUACCGUUGGGGAACCGGGACCACCACGCAAUGGUCGCUGCCGAGCUGCAGGACCCAGGGCUCCUUCACCAUCAACGGAACCACGCUCGAGGUCGACCCCACACAGUCCUUGACCUGGUAUGACCGCCAGCACGGCGUCGGCGGCCCCAACAACUUCACCUGGUUCGGGCUCAACUUUUCAGGUGGCAUCCGAGCCAGUAUAUGGUACUCGGAUACUGCAGAGCCGAGUCAGCAGCUGCGCUUCGCCACCAUCCGGGCAGGUGACGGGCUUCACCUUGUUCGGUUUCAGAUGACUCCCGGAAACGCAACUACAUGGACGUCCCCAGUCACAAACACGACGUACGCCCAGGACUGGAAGUUGUACUUCGAUAACGGGGACUUCCUUGCCAUCAAGAGCAUUCGUCAGGAUCAGGAGAAGGGCUCAGGCGCGGCUAGAUUCUACAGCGGAAUCGUGGAGGCGGAGGGAAGUCUUUUCGGCCAGGAGAAGGGCUUCGGCUUUGUGGACAUCGCUCCGAAGUUUACUUAG